UGUUAGGCUGAUCAAUGAGGAAUGAGGAGCUGUAUUCUUCAGAACACUUACUUAUGCUCUGCUGCUUCCAACUGACGAAGGAAGGUCCACACUCACUCUGAGGAAAUGGCAGGCAAGUUUUGGACAUAUCUAGCUUUCUUCUUUCUCCUGGCUAGUCUGGCUGUCAUCAUUACUAUGUCCGUGAUCCAGGGUCAUAAGCGUGUCUUUGAGUCACGUCUGAAGUAUGGCAUAGUAAUCGACUCAGGCUCCUCCCGCUCUACUAUGUAUCUGUAUCAAUGGCCAGCCGAGAAGCAAAAUAACACUGGAGUGGUGAGCCAGACACUCAGAUGCAUGGUCGCUGGCCCUGGUAUCUCGGAUAUGUUAGUUGACAAUGCACAGGACCAACAGUCCUGGGCGUCAAUCAGAGAAUGUAUGAACAACAUCACAAAAAUCAUCCCCGCAGACCAACACAAUUCAACCGUCAUCUACCUUGGGGCAACUGCUGGGAUGAGACUGCUACAUUCACAGAAUGAAACAAAAUCCAAUGAGAUUUUAAGGAACCUGCAGAACUACCUCCAAUCUCUGCCGUUUAACUUCCAAAACGCUUCCAUCAUGUCAGGGGACGAGGAGGGGCUGUACGGCUGGAUCACCGUCAACUAUCUGAUGGGAAACUUCCUGGAGAGAAACAUAUGGAAUAUGUGGGUGCGGCCUGCCGGAGGGAAUAUGGUGGGUUCCAUGGAUCUAGGAGGGGCGUCCACCCAGAUAGCGUUCACCCUCCCAGAUCCCAACGCCCGGGGAACAGACAUCAUACGGGUCUCCCUUUAUGGCUACGAAUACAACAUCUACACUCACAGCUUCCUGUGUUAUGGGAAGAACGAGGCAGAGAAGAGAGUCCUUGCUGCUUUAGUGAAGAACUCUGAGAAUGCUACACAUGUGAUCAACCCCUGCUUCAAUCUUGGUUACAACAUGACUGUGUCGGCUGAGUCCAUCUUUGGGACUGAGUGCAUAGAAACUCCUGCCGACUACGACCCCAAGCAGAUGAUCACCCUGAAGGGGUCAUCAGACAACGGAGCCUGUAGGGACGUGGUGCAAUCCAUAUUUGACCUGACCUCCUGCACGAAGAACUGUUCCUUUGACGGAGUAUACCAACCAUCCGUGGGACCCGGGGACUUUCUGGCCUAUGCUGGGUUCUUCUACACUGCUCAGGCUGUUGGGCUGAAAGGCAUUUCACAACUGAACCAGUGGAACUCCUCUACCUGGGAAUUCUGCUCCUGGGACUGGCCCACCCUCACGCUAAAAAAGGACUGGAUAACUGAAAAAUACAGAAAGUCCUACUGCUAUUCAGCUCAUUACGUCCAGACAUUACUUGUAAAUGGCUACAAGUUCAAUAAAGACACUUGGAAACACAUUGACUUCCAAAAACAGGUACAUAACACAAGUAUAGGCUGGAGUCUGGGCUACAUGCUACAUACAUCCAACAUGAUCCCUGCUGAGGCCAAGCUGGUGCGUCUGCCCAUGGCCAACUCUGUGUUCGGUGGCCUCCUCUUCCUCUUCACCGCCCUCACCAUCGUCAGUGUCAUGUUCCUGGUCAUCAAGGCUGUGCGUGCCUGCUACUGACCACCACUAGAGGGCAGUGUUCAAAUAACAGUUACACCUAAGUUUGCAAAAUUACAGUAACUUUCCCAAAAUGUGUUUUUUCCAGAAAUCCGGGUUGGAAGAUUCCUUGAAUCAGGAGGGAAUGAGCAGGAAAUCUGGGAAUCCUCCAACUGGGAUUUCUAGAAAACCUUGGAAUUUUGGGAAAGUUACAGCAGUUUUUCAUCCCUAGUUACACCCGAUGGAGGAAAGUGCUUCUGGUCCCAUCCAGACACAGUUACAGCAGGCAACAAUAGAACAUGGACAGGUGGAAGGUAUUAUCACCAGAUAUUAUCAUCAUCAGAUAAAGAGAUUUAACAGGAUCUUAAAGCCCACGUGCAGUCUUAUUCAUUUUAUUUUUUAAAUCAUCACUAUAUGUCUAAUAAAUCACUGUGUGUGUUUAUUUCAUGAAAACUCCUAAUAUAUUUGCUAUUAUUUAUUUUCCUGAGCCUCCUUUUGCCAUUGAAAUGCUCAGUCUGAUCGUGUGGGUGUGUUGAUACAAAUGUAAAUAUAUUUACAUACACAGCCCUGAUUGGCAGAUAGGAUCGUCUAGACUCUAGACUAGAGCCUACCCCGCUUACCCUUUCAAAGUAGGAUGAAACAUAUGCAAAUAAAAGUUGACUCGUCAUUGGUCAAAAUAAUCAGAUUGUGAUGUCAUACUGUGGGCCAGAAACUCCCUCCCACCUAAACAGUGUUGUUUUGACCUCAGUGUAGAAAUAUAAUUUUAAAAUAUAGGGAAAUAACGUUUUGACUGCACUGCCCCUUUAAGCACUUACAAAUGCAUAACA
Molecule: messenger RNA, 2399 nt
Organism: Salvelinus sp. IW2-2015
Lineage: Eukaryota; Metazoa; Chordata; Actinopteri; Salmoniformes; Salmonidae
Product: ectonucleoside triphosphate diphosphohydrolase 3
Cellular component (GO): plasma membrane
Molecular function (GO): hydrolase activity
Source: RefSeq, a predicted model, not a curated record